Phytophthora infestans T30-4 is the source of this 972-nucleotide messenger RNA. RefSeq names its product glucan 1,3-beta-glucosidase, putative. Gene Ontology annotation, molecular function: beta-glucosidase activity. The transcript is spliced from 3 exons. Lineage: Eukaryota; Oomycota; Peronosporomycetes; Peronosporales; Peronosporaceae. Gene Ontology annotation, biological process: glucan catabolic process. Gene Ontology annotation, cellular component: cell surface; extracellular region. The coding region runs from base 1 to 972 and encodes 323 amino acids. The record is from RefSeq and is a predicted model, not a curated record.
AUGUCCUGCGUAGCGUCCGACUCGCUCCAAGCGCGACUGCGCCGCGGCGAGAUCCCGUGCCGCGGUGUCAACCUCGGCGGUUGGCUCGUCGCUGAGCACUGGAUGACUUGGGACUCGUGUCUGUGGCAUGGCGUGCCUGAUGCGAUCAAGAAUCAAGGAGAGUUCGCCACGAUGAAGUUUCUAGGUCAUGAAGAAGGUGUUCGACGCUUCGAUGAGCACCGACGUACGUGGAUCACCGAGUACGACAUCGCCGAGAUGAAGAGGUUUGGUCUCAAUACGGUGCGAGUGCCUGUGGGCUACUGGAUCAUGGGUUUCGACCCCACAGACUUCCCGAACAAGCAAGAUUGGACGGUGUUCGCUCCUCAUUCCUUACGCUGCUUGGACGAACUGGUGAACCAUUGGUGUGUGAAAUACGACAUGGCCGUGAUCGUAGACAUCCACGCGGCCAAAGGGUCCCAGAACGGGCGCGACCACAGCGCUGCAGUGGAAAGCGGGGUCAAAUUCUGGAGUCAGUACCCGGAGAAUGUGGACAACACGGUUUAUCUAGCCAAGUUCCUGGCUUCGCGAUACCGUUUCUGCCCCUCGUUCCUCGGCAUUGGUCUGUUGAACGAGCCAGAGCACCCAACGAAGCAGCAUGUUCUUCGUGCUUACUAUGAGCGCGCGUACUCGGAGAUCCGUGCAACUGGCAACGACUGCGUGCUGACUGUGGCGCCGUUGCUUACGGAGCAGAGUCCUCCGUUUAUGGAGGAUUUCAUGCGCUAUCCUAAGUACUUUAACGUGAUGCAAGCUGUGCGUCGCUAUGGCGACCAAAUCUCAUCGUGGGGCGGCAAUUGGCUUCUCAUCGACGAGUGGACAAGGCGCACUCGGGAUGGAUCUUUUGGGUCCUGGCGCCACUCUGACGAUGGACACAACCGUCCAACGGGAUGGUCGAUGCGGCAGUUGCUGCGUGAUGGCGUCAUGAGACUACUUUAA